AUGGCGCCCCCCAGAUCGGCGAUAAUUGUCGGCGGCUCCGUGUCAGGCCUCCUGCAAGGCCUGCAACUCAAGCGUAAAGGCUGCGAUGUGAUUGUGAUGGAGCAGGAUCCCUCCAAGGACAGACACAGCCAUGAGUCUGGAGUCUCGAUCGGGCCCAGCGUUGUGGCCCUCCUCAAAAAAUACGAUGCCACGGGCCGGCCAGCUGCCAUUCCAACCCGAUUCCUCAGUGCUGCGUGGCGCAAGCGGCUCCGGGUGAUCAACACCGUAUGGGACCACAACAUGAGUAAUUGGGGAUGUCUCUACCUCAUCCUGCGGGCGAACUUUGACGGAAUGAAGUCGGAUGCGGUUCCCGAGCCACCGGCUCCGAAACCGGCGGAUGGAAAAGUGCAGUAUAUGCCCGGAAAGCGAGCGACGGGGCUGCACUACGACCGGGAAAAAGGGGUCGUGCAAGUGCAUUAUCUGGACGUGGUCAGCGGGGAGGAAGGCAGUGUCAGUGCGGAAAUGGUCCUUGCCGCAGACGGAGUACACUCGACUGUGCGCAAGAUCUUGCAGGUGCCGACAAGGGAGGACUAUGCUGGGUAUAUUGCCUGGCGGGGGACGGUCCCUGAGCGUCUAUUGUCGCAGGAAACGGUGGAUUAUUUCACAAACAGACUGAACUUCACGCUGCUGAAGGGGACGUACUUUAUCAGCUAUAUCAUCCCAACGGAAGGCGGCAACGUAGAACCCGGAAAGCGCCUCAUUAACUGGGUCUGGUACUACGUUGUACCGACUGGGUCUCCCGAGAUGACAGCCAUCUUCACAGACAUCAAUGGCAAGCAUCAUAAAAACACAGUCCCACAGGGUCUUGUCAGCCCAGCCGUCUGGGCGAAGCAGGUUGAGCGGUAUCUGCCGCAGAUGACAUCGCCGCUGGCCGAGGUCGUCAGCCUUACACCUCAGCCAUUCGUCACGAAGGUAGGCGAGAUUGAAGCCACGGCUUCCACCUUUUAUGAUGGCCGUCUUGUCCUUGUUGGCGAUGCCUUUGCAGGGUUCCGGUCCCACCUGGGAAAGGCUUCCGAACAAGCAGCCAGACAUUGCCUGCAAAUGGACAGAGUCUGGAGCGGCGAAAUCACCCAGGAGCAGAGGGAUCGUGAAGCUGUUCUGUAUGCCAAGAGACUUUUGUUGCUGAAUCGGAUGAUUGGGCUGACCGGGCUUGGGGUUAUGUGGGCGAUGGCCGUGUUGGCGUCUGAGUAG
Molecule: messenger RNA, 1230 nt
Organism: Aspergillus candidus
Lineage: Eukaryota; Fungi; Ascomycota; Eurotiomycetes; Eurotiales; Aspergillaceae
Exons: 4
Coding region: 1-1230 (409 amino acids)
Molecular function (GO): FAD binding
Source: RefSeq, a predicted model, not a curated record